AUGUGGCUUCUCCAUUACUCUUUUUUCUUAGCACUCGUUACCUGGCUGUGCGUCCGCCGUUGGCGCGCAUCACGCGAAGAAGCUAAAGAAGUCGCGUUCGGUGCCAGCAAAGGCUGCGCCAGCCCCCGAACACUGCUCUCAGACUGGCCACUCGGCCUCGAUCUAAUCGUGAGCGCGUUCCAAGCCGCCAAACAGGGCCGCAUACUGCAAUACUUCGACGCGCUCGUCAGCCGUACCGGCCACACUUUCGAGCAGCGGCUCCUCGGCGUCUCAGGCAUCGACACCAUCGACCCCGCCAACAUCGAAGCCGUCCUAUCCACCCAAUUCAAAGAAUUCAGCCUCGGCGUGCGGCGCGCCACCUUCUUCCCGCUGCUCGGCGACGGCAUCUUCACGCAGGACGGCCGCGCGUGGAAGCACUCGCGCGAGCUGCUGCGUCCGCAGUUCACGGCCAACCGCGCCGAGAAAUUCGCACAGAUACAGAGCGCCGUCGAGGAUCUGAUUGCUCUGAUCCCGGGCGACGGCAAGCAGCCCGUCGAUCUGCAGCCGCUGUUCUUCCGCUUCACGCUCGACACGACGACGUUUUUGUUGUUUGGUGAGUCGAUUGGGUCGCUGCGCGGGGGUGCUGAGGAGAGGGCGGCGAGUGAAGAGACGAGGUUUGCGGAGGCGUUUACGGUUGCGCAGGACUACUUGGCGCAGAGGGGGAGGCUGGGCGAUGUGUAUUGGUUGAUUGGUGGCCCCAGGUUUUGGAAUGCGUGUCGGACGGUGCAUGCGUUUGUUGAUUCGAUGGUGAGGGAUCGCUUGCGGGAUGCCGAGGAGGAGAAAAAGGAAGGAUCUGACUCUGCCGCGACGAAGUCGGACAAGAAGUAUGUGUUCCUGGACGCACUUUUGGAGCAGACGCGCGAUGUCUUUACGCUGAGGUCGCAGCUCUUAAAUGUGCUGCUGGCGGGAAGGGACACGACUGCUUGUUGCCUGUCUUGGACUUUCCGUCUUUUGGCCCGUCAUCCUGAUGUCCUCGCCAAGCUACGCGCAGAGAUCGAGCAUGAGGUCGGCUCAGCUAUACCACAGCAAAACGACAUCAAGCGGAUGACCUAUCUCAGCUACGUGAUCAAAGAAGUUCUCCGCUUAUACCCUUCCGUGCCUGUGAAUUCACGUACAGCGCUCUGCACGACGACCCUUCCCCGAGGCGGCGGCGAAGAUGGUCUUUCACCCAUCCUUAUCCGGCGCGGCAUGGCCGUGGGCUAUUGUCCUUACUUGAUGCACCGCCGCACAGACCUGUACGGUGAAGAUGCUCAUCUCUUUCGGCCGGAGCGCUGGGAAGAUGGACUGGAGCGGAGGGUGGGAUGGGGCUACGUGCCGUUCAACGGGGGGCCGAGGGUGUGUUUAGGUCGUGAGUAG
This is a messenger RNA of Lasiodiplodia theobromae, 1395 nucleotides long. Its product is annotated as N-alkane-inducible cytochrome P450. Gene Ontology annotation, molecular function: oxidoreductase activity, acting on paired donors, with incorporation or reduction of molecular oxygen, reduced flavin or flavoprotein as one donor, and incorporation of one atom of oxygen; heme binding; iron ion binding. The record is from RefSeq and is a predicted model, not a curated record. The transcript is spliced from 5 exons. The coding region runs from base 1 to 1395 and encodes 464 amino acids. Lineage: Eukaryota; Fungi; Ascomycota; Dothideomycetes; Botryosphaeriales; Botryosphaeriaceae.